Molecule: messenger RNA, 4431 nt
Organism: Ceraceosorus guamensis
Lineage: Eukaryota; Fungi; Basidiomycota; Exobasidiomycetes; Ceraceosorales; Ceraceosoraceae
Exons: 5
Coding region: 102-4295 (1397 amino acids)
Molecular function (GO): lipid binding
Source: RefSeq, a predicted model, not a curated record
UUGCCUAGACUGGAUCGCACACCUCAAGCGUCUCCCACGCAUACAGCCUGGCGUCGUCACUCUCCCCGCGUCCAAUCUAGCGACAAUCACUGCUCUCAACCAUGAGUGCGAGCAAGGAGGGGCACACGACGCCCGACAGAAGUGAUGGAGACCUCGCUCCCUCUUCGCCUGCCCCACCACUGUCCGCACGCUCGACCGGCGAACAGAGCGCCUCUGCAGCAUCCAUCCGCACCAAUGCGACUGCCUCCACCAAAGCGCGUCGAGCCUUGUCCGGCUUCAAGUCCCGCUUCGCCUCCUCCAACAGACGCCAUCGGCACACUGAGAGCGCUCCUCCGGAAUCCUUUGAGCGUCUAGCGGCAGAAGAUGAGCGGGAGCAAGAGGGCAUCCCACACGCGGACUCUGCCACGCAGACCACCACCGUGCAGAGGGAAGGGAGCGUGAGGAGGAGAAAGCCAUCGCUUCAAUCCAUCAAGUCUCUCGCUCGCAGAACAUCCUCUGUCGGCAAUGGUAAUCGAUCCAGCGCUCACUCACAUCAAGAGGACGAUGCACCGCCCCUGCCAGAAAAGUCUCUCGAUGCUGCCGCCUACGAUCUGGAUACGGGCAACGCCCAAGCGAUGGAAAAGGUCAGCAACAACGUUCAACGAGCUCCCAGCGCAGCGACUCGACUUCACAGCUACUCUCAUCAUGCGAGUCCUCCAGACUCAGGGUCAAGCAAGUGGAAGGACCCGCUUGCAUCUCAGCGAGGUCUCAUCCUGCGGGCUGUUCUGAUCACAGCGAUCGCUGCUCAAGUUUCAGCCUGGCUGCUCCACUGGUCCGUGGGCAUCAUAGCUGCAGCCAUUGGUGCUCACGUAUCGCUUAAGUUGUUCGAGAGAGCUGGGAAGGAUAUGGCAUGGGAGAGGGAGGCAGAAGAGAGAAGAAAGUCGGCCAAGCAGGCACACCCAGAAACUGCAGAAUGGGUCAAUCACCUCCUCGCUACUGUCUGGCCACUCAUAUCAGCCGAGUAUUUUGUACCGUUCAUCGAUCUUUUGGAGGACGCUCUGAUGCAGCAGGUUCCGGGCAUAGUGCACGGGUGUCGUGUGGAAGGCUUGGAUCAGGGCACCAUACCUCUUCGUAUCGUCGAUUUCAAGCGCUUGCCGGACGAUGAUGAGAGCUUUUCACAAAGCGAGACGACCAGCAAGAGCGCGCGUAAACAGGAGACGCUCGAGGAGGAUCGCACACAGCAGCACGACGCACCAGCGCUCGAUGUUGGUGACUUUGUCAAUCUGGAAGUUUCAUUCGCGUAUCGCGGCCCGCAAGCACGUAGACGCAAAGCUCAAAGCAAUAAAGUGGAGGGCCUUGAUACCCCAACAGACGCUCAUCGUGGCGUCAACGAUGGAAACGAAGAUGAUGACUCCACCGGUAUAGAGCAGAUACAUCUACUGUUGUACAUGGCCAUCGGCUUGCAGAAGAUUGCGGCAGUCCAGGUGCCAGUCUGGAUAGAGAUGCUCGGUAUCGAGGGCAAAAUGCGUGUCCGGUUGCAAAUGACGCCUGCCGCACCUUUCGUCAAACACGUCGCUUUCUGCUUUGUCGACAAACCUCGCAUCGAGAUCUCGGCCAAGCCCUUGAGCAAGCGAAUGGUCAUCGACGCGAUGAACUUGCCACUGAUAUCUAGCUACGUCCUGCACUCCAUUGAGCGCGUCAUCAAAGAUUUUAUCGCGCCUCAGAGCUACACCGUCGAUGUGGGGUCUCUCUUGGGCGCUGGCGAUGGCCCUCAAAACAUCUACGCACUCGGCGUCAUGGCGGUGGUUCUGCACCGCGCAAAUGGCCUCGCAGCCGCGGAUGUGGGAGGCACGUCGGACCCCUACGUCGGCAUAUCAUUCGCACGGGCGGGUAAGCCACUAUACCUCAGUCGCGUCAUGGCGCGCACCAAGAACCCAGUGUGGGGGGAGACGAGCUUCCUUCUCGUUGGGCCUGAUGAGGUGCGAGACCACGAGCGACUUCGUCUCGCUGUGUACGACGCGGACCGAUUCAGCGCGGAUGACGAGCUCGGUCACGUUGAUGUGUCCAUCUCGCGGCUCAUUCGACGAAGUUUGAACAGGCCUGGCCAGCCAGGGCAUGUCAGCUUCCUCGAACAUCGACAGGACGAUCUCGCUCCUGCCCGUCGAGGCGCUUCGGUUCAGGGCUCGCUCAACUAUAGCGUGGGAUUCUUCCGCCUGGCUCAGCCUGCCUCCGGUCACCGCGCAACCCGCACGCAUCUGCUCCAGCAGGCAGCCAAUAAAGCGAACUCGCCGGCAGAAUCCUCUCCAGGACCGCCCAGCGCAAGCACGCCACACGAGACAGCAGGUGUGGGCACUCAAAGUGCUACGAGUGAAGCUGACAAGCUAGAUGUCGCAGCGAGCCAUGAGGCGCUGCCUCUCUCCCAGUACUACACAGGCUUCGACCGCUUCAUGAAUAGCCUUGGCUUCCCUCUCGAUGCCGAGCUGAUGAAACAACGCGCUGAGCGGCACCAACGCAUAGCAAAGCUUACUCGAAUGAUUGCUGGCGACGCAGAAGCAACUUCGGCACCCCCCGAGCCCGAGUGGCCAUCCGGAAUCCUUGCAUUUCACAUCCAUUCCAUCGAUGGUCUCGAGGCGCAAAGCUCUUCAAGCACGUACAGCAGCAAUUCCAAGAGGCUCGCACCAAAGACACGCUACACUGGAAACGAAGAGGCUACUGGCAAAGCUGCACCCAAAUUCCCAAGCUCGUACGUCCAAGUGCUGAUCAACGACGAAGCAGUGUUCCGCACUCGAACCAAAGCCCUUGAUCCUCGCCCAUUCAUCAACGCUGGGACGGAGCGCUGGAUUGCGGACUGGCGAAAAGCACGGAUCGACUUUGUCGUACGAGACCAGCGCAUGCGAGAGUCUGAUCCCAUUCUAGGAUUGGUCGGUCUUCGUGUAGCCGAUGUGCUCCAAAGCAGCAGUCGAAGCUCAGGAGCGUGGUACACGUUGACCGGCGGGCUAGGCUUCGGAAAGAUUCGCAUCACUUUGGUCUGGCGCUCCGUCGAGUUGAGCGCCCCCCGCCCCUUGGCUGGCUGGAAUGUGGGCGUUGUCGAAGUCUCUGCCGCUCGCGUACACGGCAUCAAACGGGCAGAUCUCGACAUUGAUCGCGCUGCGCACCUUUACUUUGAGACGGUUGGGGGCACAGCGGAGACGGACGAUGUCGAGGCUCAUAGUGACAGCGACCAACUGGGUUUCGAAUUCCCUCUCAAGAGCCCUUUGCGCAUCGCAGUGCGGCAAAGGUACCCGAGCUUCCUAUACGUGCAUCUGCGCAGCGAUUCGCGUGUGCCGGGCAGGAAGUACAAGCAUGCGUAUGCCCUCACGCCGCUCAAUCGCAUCGCAGACGACACGCCCCUUGUGCAGCGCCUGCCUCUCUAUUCUGCCGCGGAAUGGCCAAAAUUGGAGCAACAUGCGCUGGGUGCGUUCUCCGCUACCGAAGUGCCUCCAGACAAGGGCAAGCUCAGACCCGUCCUCGAAGAAAUGUGCACCGCCGCGAAAGAUGGUGCAGGAGAUGAUCACGAGCUCGUGGAAGGCUUGAAACUGGUGGGCCAUCUCGACCUCGCAUUUGUCUACCACAGCGGGAUCGCUCCAGAGCAUAAGGCGCUCACAGCCGGCGACCAGGAGAUGCGUUUCGCUUUCGAGUGCUACCUCGCGUCCAGCGAUGCUGGCGAGCGAGACAAGCCCAAGUCCCUUUCUGAGCAGGUUCGGCGAACAAUGUCUGCCAAGCAAACUCAAGGUCCUUUGCCUGAGCGAAUCUCGAGCGACAGCAGUCUGGAUAAGGUCACAGGUCCACUUCGAGAUCCUUCACCAAAGGCUUCAAAGGCUGCAAGUGCCGCCAACAAGAGAAUGUCCAUGCCUCCGGACUCGCUACGCGUCGACACCGCUGUGAACGGCGAGGGCAGCAAUUCUCUCCACAAGCGGUCGGUCUCGGUACCCGUCGCGGAAGGCAAAGGCAAAGGGCGCAACGAAGCACAGGAAGAGGUCGAUGAAGAUGCUUUGUACGAGGAGGAAGCAGAGGCGGCGCAGUCUGACGAAGAGUGGGACAGGUCUAGAGACUCUGCAAUGGACUUUGACGAUGACCCCACCAGCCCAGAGGGCAGACGAGCUAAGCAGAGAUCCCUAGCGAGGCAACACAAGGGUGUGGCUCAAGUCAAGGGCGUUCGUUCUUUGAUGUGGAUCAAACAGAAUGCAGAAGACGGCAUCGGCAGAAUCAAGCGAGUCACAGGAGAACAGCGCAAGCGCGUCCCCAAGAUGGAAAGUGAGGGUGUUUCUCACUUCUAGUUCGCAUGUACAUUUGCGACUUGAUAAUGGCGUUUGAGGAAACAAUGCCGCAAGCCACGCAAGUCCCUUGCGCAAAGAUCCUUUGUCCCGCAAGAUCCCCCCAACAGAUCUGCUCUGAAAUCAGCUCUUAUACCUG